GAAAAGAGGUUUUAAAGAGAGAAAUGUGAAGCAGAGAGAGAAAGAAGAGUGAGAGCGGAAGAACUGAAGAAGAAGAAGAAGAAGAAAAGAAUGGGUGAGUUCGUUACAAAGCACUGGGAGGGCUUCAAGGAUUUCUGGGGCGAAAGGUUCUCCUUCCUCGAUCACUAUUCCAAGUUCAUGAAGCGUGACAAGCCUCUUCCCUCUUGGUCCGACUCUGAUGUCGAAGCUUUCAUUGCUUCUGAUCCCAUUCACGGCCCCGCUCUGAAGACAGCUAGGGAAGCAGCGAAAUUUGCCGUUACAGGAAGUGCUAUUGGAGCUGUAUCAACUGCUGGAUUUGCAUGGAAAUAUUCAAGGAGCUUGCAUGGUUCUGGACUGGCUUUUUUGGCUGGAGGUGUCUUUGGUUGGACAUUUGGACAGGAAAUUGCAAACCACUCGCUUCAACUUUACAGGUUUGACACCUUGGCUGCACAAACUAAGUUCUUGGAAUGGUGGGAAGACAAGAGUGAGCGACGGUCUUAAACAUAGCUUGCUUUGCAAUAAUCAUGUUCCAUUUCUACAAUAAGUAUUGAGCACAGUUGUGUUAAAAAAAAGUGUAGUGGAUAAAGGAUUGCAUGGAAUUUUUCCAUGUUUAUGUUGAAUUGGGGGCUGAAUCCCCCUAUGUUUGUGUUAAACAUAGCAUCAACUGUUAUGUUGGGUUUUAUUUUCAGCUCGAGGAAUUUUUUGAUGCUUUCACAAAAUCAAUUAAUAAACCGGAACAUUUUGGAA
Rosa rugosa (rugosa rose) is the source of this 765-nucleotide messenger RNA. Its product is annotated as succinate dehydrogenase subunit 6, mitochondrial-like. The transcript is spliced from 3 exons. Lineage: Eukaryota; Viridiplantae; Streptophyta; Magnoliopsida; Rosales; Rosaceae. The record is from RefSeq and is a predicted model, not a curated record. Bases 91 to 519 code for a protein of 142 amino acids.